Phytophthora infestans T30-4 is the source of this 363-nucleotide messenger RNA. RefSeq lists its product as uncharacterized. The transcript has 3 exons. Lineage: Eukaryota; Oomycota; Peronosporomycetes; Peronosporales; Peronosporaceae. Bases 1 to 363 code for a protein of 120 amino acids. The record is from RefSeq and is a predicted model, not a curated record.
AUGCCGUCAAAGCUGUUCCAUGUUCGCGGUCUACUUUAUAAAUUCCUGGCGCUACUCCGCAAUUUGCAAGGAGAUGGUGCAUACCUCGAAGAGGUGCAGCGCUCCAAGCUCAUGUAUUAUACUAUUGAAGCAGCGCUUUCUGUCAUUGAUUUGCACGAGGAUUCGUCGGACGAGGAGGAAGAGGCAUCGCUUAAGGAAGAAGAAAAAGGGUCCUGGUGCCAGAUGUGGAAUGGCAUUCGUCAACACGGUAUCCCUGAACCUAACAUCAAUUUACCGGAAGCUUUUUGCCGUCCUUACGUACUUACAUCAGGACCAACUAAAAUGGGUCGACCACCGAGAAUUACGUCCGAAACAACGUUCUAG